AUGGCAACCGUCGACAUCGAAUCUGUGUCCCAAGACCUCUUUACCAACACCUCAAUCCAGUCCUUCUCAUGGCAAGAGCUCACUGUGACGGUCAAGGACCGCAAAUCGAAGCUGCCUCUCACCAUUCUUGAUUCCUGUAGUGGCAAUGUGCAGGCCGGGCAACUGGUCGCAUUAAUGGGCCCAAGUGGCAGCGGGAAGACAACAUUGCUUAACGUUCUGGCCAUGCGAUCACAAAUCCAAUGGGCAGGCCAGCUACGUCUCAAUUCCAAUCCCAUUACCAAGACUGGCCUUCGAGGAAUUUCGCGAUACGUCGAGCAGGAGGAUGCUCUCAUUGGAAGUUUGACAGUACGAGAGACCAUCGACUUUUCGGCCAGACUUGCGCUUCAUGGGGUAAAGAGAGACACCAGGCGUGCAAUGGUCAAUUCCCUUAUAACGGCGUUCGGCCUACGAGACCAGCAGGACACCAUCAUAGGAACACCGAUUAGAAAAGGCAUCAGUGGUGGCCAGAAGCGCCGUGUUAGUGUUGCGAGCCAGCUGGUCACAUCGCCAAAAAUCCUCUUUCUCGACGAGCCCACCAGUGGACUCGACUCUGCUGCAAGUUACGAGGUCAUGAAGCUGAUCUCCGAGGUGACAAAAAAACACAAGUUGAUUGUGAUAGCGUCGAUCCAUCAGCCAUCCACGACAACAUUUGAGCUGUUCGACAAGCUACUACUCUUAUCUCAUGGGAAAACGUGCUAUUUCGGUCCAGUCCAGGAAGUCGACGCAUACUUUGGAAAUGUGGCGCCAAUCCCGAUGCAUACCAACCCUGCCGAAUUUCUGCUGGACCUUGUCAAUACCGACUUUACGGACAAUCCAUCAGGAAAGGUCGACCUUGCAAGAAUUCAGAGCUGCUGGACUGACUCAGCCAUGAGCCAGUCCCUAGAAACGGAACUCUUCGCUGAGAAACCAACGAGGGGAGGCCCUCUUGAGCUAGAGAGCUCCAGAGGCAGAGGUAAUGGCUUACAACUUGACUUACCAGUAACUUUACUGCACCGGAACUUCAUCAAGUCUUAUCGUGAUCUCCUCGCAUACGGCACACGUGUUGCCAUGUACACGGGCUUGGCAAUCCUGAUGGGCACGGUAUGGCUUCGCUUGGAUUAUACACAGUCUUCCAUCCAGCCAUUCAUCAAUGCAUUAUUCUUCGGCGGUGCUUUCAUGUCAUUCAUGGCGGUCGCGUAUGUUCCCAGUGUCAUCGAGGACCUUUGGACUUUCAAUAAGGAGUACGCGAACGGGCUCUACGGUCCGCUGAGCUUCAUGGUUGCCAAUUUUUUGAUCGGAAUUCCAUGGCUGUUGUUGAUCACACUGAUCUUCAGCGUGAUCACCUAUUGGUUGUCCAACUUUCAUGCGACCGCAAGCGGAUUCUGGAUAUGGGUGUUGUUCCUUUUCCUCGACUUGCUGGCUGCAGAAAGCCUUGUGGUUCUCUUCAGCUCAAUAUUCCCCAUUUUUGUGGUCGCCUUGGCAGCCAUUGCAUUCGCUAAUGGCCUGUGGAUGAGUGUGGGUGGAUUUCUUGUCCCAAUGGGCACACUAAACGUUUUCUGGAAAUAUGUUUUCCACUAUAUCGAUUACCAAGCAUACGUUUUUCAGGCCAUGAUGGUGAAUCAGUUCAAAAACACCGUAUACGACUGCGACCCUACUGGCCAGUCGAGUUAUUAUUGCAUGUACAAGAGCGAUCUCCAGGACCAGGGUAAGAUAAGAGGUACUGCAGUCCUGGAGGCAUAUCAUUACUCCCACGAGGACGGUAAAAUAUGGGAAUGGUUUGGCAUAAUGCUGGGCAUCAUCGUGGUUUAUAGGCUACUUGGAUUUUUGGCUCUGUGGCUUCGAACUCGGGGUUCUCGCUAA
This is a messenger RNA of Exophiala aquamarina CBS 119918, 1878 nucleotides long. RefSeq lists its product as uncharacterized. The coding region runs from base 1 to 1878 and encodes 625 amino acids. The record is from RefSeq and is a predicted model, not a curated record. Gene Ontology annotation, cellular component: membrane. The transcript is spliced from 2 exons. Gene Ontology annotation, molecular function: ATP binding; ABC-type transporter activity; ATP hydrolysis activity. NCBI's taxonomy places the organism in Eukaryota, Fungi, Ascomycota, Eurotiomycetes, Chaetothyriales, Herpotrichiellaceae.